This is a messenger RNA of Esox lucius (northern pike), 2559 nucleotides long. It is a transcript of the gene lyrm4b, whose product is annotated as LYR motif-containing protein 4B. The transcript has 3 exons. Lineage: Eukaryota; Metazoa; Chordata; Actinopteri; Esociformes; Esocidae. The coding region runs from base 43 to 300 and encodes 85 amino acids. Gene Ontology annotation, biological process: iron-sulfur cluster assembly. The record is from RefSeq and is a predicted model, not a curated record. Gene Ontology annotation, cellular component: L-cysteine desulfurase complex; mitochondrion.
GACGUGGGUCCUAAACUCGAAGGUCGGAGAAUUGUUUGCAAGAUGGCAGCGUCCACGAGAACACAGGUGCUCUCUCUUUAUCGCCUGCUUAUGAAGGAAAGCAGUAAAUUACCGUCUUAUAAUUUCAGGACGUAUGCCUUGAGGCGGGUGCGGGAUGCUUUCAGGGCCAACCAGAGCAUCAAAGACCCUAAGGUGGUGGAGAAACUUUUAAAGCAGGGCAAAGACAAUCUAGGCAUCAUCAGGAGACAGGUGACCAUAGGCAAGAUGUAUACAACCCAGAAGACUAUUGUUGAAGGAUAGGUGGACUUCUGAUGGACAUCCUGGCAUUGAUGGAGUGUCUCGGAAGGAGGGGAAACAAAGUCCAAGAGACCAUGGAACACAUAGCACUCAACCUCACUUCCCACAGCACCCAUUGAAUGAUUAUGGGAUAUGCAUUGUGAAACCCUAUGGGUUGGGCAUACUGUGCCCUUUCCAAUGGGUGCUUUAACUUGAUGUGUCUGUGCUAACCUAGAACAAACAUGUACUUUCUUGUGGUUCCCCAUGAGAGCAUUGAGAAGCCCUUACCUAGACAUUUUGUGUUGACUAUGGACCAAUAGUAGAACUGAACAUCAAAUGGGCGCUAUAUCUUAAUGUGACCUAGCUGUCUUGUAGGCAGUCGAGAUUCCACCAUAUUGCAUAUACGUGUCAUAUUGCAUAUUAUUCCGUGAGCAUUUUGUGAGCAGUAACAAUUUAAACAGUACGCAGACUGUUUACAGACAGCCUUGAUUUCCUUGUUAUAUUUUUGAAAGUUGUUUUCAAUUGUGUGUUGUAUAUAGGAUUGGUUUAUAUCCUGGUUGCAAAUAAAUAUAUUUAAAUAUACAAAAGUGUUCCAAAAUACAACAAAUUAUAUGUAAUAUAGUUAAAUGCUAAUAAAACUCAACAAAUACAUGAACUAUUAUGUCAUUGUUUCAAUUUAGAAUUUUUAAGUAUAUCUCAAUGUUUAUGCUUUUGAUAAACAGAGUAAAUAUAUUAAUGUCUAAAUCACUUUACUGUUUUCAAACUCUUUAUUCCUGACCCAGUCAAUACAGCACUGGCAAGGACAGGGGUUUGAUUCUCGCUGGGGCCACAUUUACAUAAUGCUUGUAAGCCUCACUUUAAGUCUGUUUAGAUAAAAGCACCCACUAAAUGGCUAUUACUGUUAUUAUCAUUGUUAUACCAAAGUUUUAUAAGCCAUUAAAGCAGCUUUAGGGAGAUAAUGAAAAUGUGAUACUCAUUUUUGUGUGUGUAUUGUAUGUAGUAAAGUGAAUGUAUCCCAGAAUGGGACCUGUGUUAAUAAUAGCCCCUUUUGUUGGUUUUGGAUGAGCAGCGACUUAGUAGCAGGCCGAGACAGGUUUAAAGAUCAUAUUACUCAACUAAUAAUGUGUCAACAUUGUAAGAUUCCCCAUAUGUCUUCUAAAUAUCUUGUCAUCUUAUCAGCUUUUUAAGGGUAAUAAUCAAAAGCAGUUAGAAGUACAAUGAAAAUCAAGGGUUCAAAUUACAUAAUUUUAAUCUGUUCUUCAAUGAGCUUGUCUUGCUUAAUGGGCCAAUAGAAUAGUCCCAAAGAGCAAGUCCUGACUAGCUGGCACCACAAGCAGAUAGUAUUUAAACCCAAGAGGCAUCACUAUAAAACUGUUGGGACUGAGGCUGUUUUAAGAACAAAGGCUACUUAAUAAGGAUAGGUUGUAUUCAUUUUCAACAGAGUAUUCUGCAUUUAUUAGAACAUUUGGUCUACUUCAUUGUUCGGUAUACAGAAACCCAACUGAUGGCCUGAAACAUUAACAACAUUUUCUGAGGUUACAACAUAACAUCAUAAACAUACAUUUGCCAUUUAAGGUGUAGAGCAACUUUGCAUCCCACCCAAAUCUAUAUUUACAUUCAGUUUAGUAGGCCAAGGUCUUCUGUGUGGAUGUUGUCCAGAGAGACUCUAACAUUGCUGCACAGCCCUUCUGUGUUGACAGAGUAAAUAACUCCACGUGAUUGCCGAUUGGCCUCUUGAACAUUGGUCGGGGGACGUGUAUAGGACAACCUGACAGCCACCACGCUGUGCUGUAGUGAUGGGCACAUGACGCCAUAAACCAGGGAAGCGACAUGGCAUCACUGGCGUGCGUGUUGUGCUCGCAUCCUCGUCAGCGGUACCUCAAAAACACUGGAGGAGUUUUGUUAAAUGUAAUGUCAUCCUAAUCUACACACGGCAUGUGAUCAACAAAGACCCUAUACAUGGAACAACUAUUCCAGAAUAUCAUAUUGCGACGGUAUGCAAUACCUUUUCCUAGUUACAGCAUAUAGGUGUGUUAUUUAUGGUGUACAUAUAUUGGAUGAAAAGCCAAUUCCAACCUUCACCCCUAAACAUAUCUGGUACAAUAUAUUGUAUAUUGUUGUUGUUCGGGCAGAAUUUAUUUUAACUGCAAAUGUGUCCACCUGCUUUUUGAAAAUGAAUGCCAGUGGGCACUGUAUGAUUCUUAAGGGUGUGGUAUAUGGUCCAUAUACUUUAAGCACAACACAUCGUGGUUUGUUAACCGCAGUACGUGGGCAAUAUACCAA